Molecule: messenger RNA, 794 nt
Organism: Thunnus maccoyii (southern bluefin tuna)
Lineage: Eukaryota; Metazoa; Chordata; Actinopteri; Scombriformes; Scombridae
Product: trypsin-2-like
Exons: 5
Coding region: 1-735 (244 amino acids)
Biological process (GO): proteolysis
Molecular function (GO): serine-type endopeptidase activity
Source: RefSeq, a predicted model, not a curated record
AUGAUUGGCCUGAUCGUGCUCACACUCUUGGGUGCUGCAGUGGCAGCCCCUUCGGAUGACAGGAUUGUGGGUGGCUACGAUUGUCCAGCUCACUCUCAACCCUGGCAGGUGUCCCUGAACCUCGGCUACCACUUCUGUGGUGGCUCCCUCAUUAACGACCAGUGGAUCGCCUCUGCUGCCCAUUGCUGGCAAAAGUUUAUUGCCAUCCUGGGUGACAACCACAUCUGGAUCCAUGAGGGCACGGAGCAGUACAUGUCUGUAGAUGCCAUCUACUGGCAUCAGAGUUACGACUACCAGACCCUGGACUACGACAUCAUGCUGAUGAAGCUGGCGCACCCUGUCACCGUGAACGAGUACGUCAGUCCUGUGUCCCUGCCCACAGCCUGCCCAGCACCUGGGACCAUGUGCACUGUAUCUGGAUGGGGAAACAUCUACUCUGAUUCAGUGUUCAACCCAUUUUACCUCCAGUGUUUGGAAGUCCCCAUUCUGUCCCAUGAGCAGUGUGACACCGCCUACCCUGCCAUGAUCACUGACCACAUGGUGUGUGCCGGAUACCUGGAGGGAGGCAAGGAUGCUUGUCAGGGUGACUCCGGUGGUCCUCUGGUGUGUAACGGGGAGCUGCAUGGUAUUGUCUCUUGGGGCCAGGGCUGCGCUCAGCCCAACUACCCAGGUGUUUACACCAAAGUCUGCUCUCUGCUGCCCUGGAUCAAUGAGAUUCUCUCCACAUACAGCUAGACUGUGAUCUCCCAUCACAUACAUGAGAGAGUGGAAACCAGAGAGAGAGAUUUUAACUG